CCACCAGACACAGCAACCAGAAACCAGCCACCAGACACCAGAAACGUCACUGAGCCACGAUGUCAUUAACAUUUCUUUAUUAUGCUUUUCAGAAGGUUGUCGGAUCGCUCCAAACAGGAAGAAACUCUGAGGUUUGUCCAGGAUGUUGAAGAUAGUGGACUAAGAGCCUACAACGGGCUGGUCUCCCAGAACCUGGAUGUUGAAGAUAGUGGACUAAGAGCCUACAACGGGCUGGUCUCCCAGAACCUGGAUGUUGAAGAUAGUGGACUAGGAACCUACAACGGACUGGUCUCCCAGAACCUGGAUGUUGAAGAUAGUGGACUAGGAACCUACAACGGGCUGGUCUCCCAGAACCUGGAUGUUGAAGAUAGUGGACUAGGAACCUACAACGGGCUGGUCUCUCAGAACCUGGACCACGGCAGGAAUGAGAGGAACAGGAUUUACCUACAGGAGAAAAAGGACAAGAAGAGAAAACAGGAAGAAGCCAUAAAAAGGACAGGCGAAGAGGUGGUGACCGAGGAGAAGCACCUGCAUAUGGGCUCCAUGACCAUGCCAGCCCCCCCGCAGCUUGCUUGCGGGCCGGGCUUUGCCGUGCGCUCCCAGUCACUACACUCGGUGGGCGGGGGCAGUAACGGUGGUGGGGAGGAGGAGGUGGGCAGCCCUACCUCCCGUAAGCAGCCCCCACCCAAACCCAGGAGGGACCCGGCUACCAAGCUGAGCAUUUCCUCUGAGACAGUGGAACACAGCCCCACCUUGGUCUGCAGGGGCUGCAGGGCAAAUCCGGAUAUAUGUAGUGCGCCACAAGGCUGCGGAGAAGACUGCAAGAGGGUCCCUCCGCCCAAACCCAGGAGGAACCCCAAAACCCAGCUGAGCACCUCCUUCGAUGAUUCCUGCAUCAGGAAGCACAUUGGCUCCAAGAGUCACUCCCCCUCUGCCGAGUGCGAGCGCAACCCCUCUCCGCAGAGCGACGAGAGCCCCAGCCACCACUCCGACUCGGAUGAGCCUGUCUACAUCGAGAUGGGCGCCAGUGUUGGGGGCGGCGGGCACACAGUGGCGCCCAAGAGUGAGGACGAGGAGCCGGGAGAGUCUGUGUACGAGGAGAUGAAGUACCCUCUCCUGGAUGAUAUGGACUACUGCUGGGACCCCCCGGGGUGCCGCUCCGCCUGCCCCACCCCGGCGCUCCUGGACCCAGAGCCUCUCCACCGCUGCCCCACCCCGCGUAACAUCCCCCUAUGCGACAUCCCUGCGCCGUUUCCCAACCUGCUCACCCACCGGCCGCCCCUCCUGGUGUUCCCCCCUGCGCCGGCCCAGUGCUCGCCAAACUCGGACGAGUCCCCGCUCACCCCUCUGGAUCCACUGACGAAGCUGCCCAUGAUGGACAACCCCUGCGCCUACAACAAGUCGCCCACCUCCUCUUCUGAGCCCCCCUUGGCGCACCUCUGCAGGGAGCUGACAGCCACGCCCACCCUGACAGUGUCGGGUCGCUCGUCAGCUCCGCCCCUGCCCUGCACCCUCUACAAGUCCUCAGCCUCCUCAGCCCACGGUUAUCAGCGCAGCCACUCAGCCUGCCCCUCCCCCGUCAGCAUGGGCCGCUGCAUCACGCCGCUUAGCCUGAUGCGCACACCGCCCUUCGACGCCCCCAUGCCCCUCCCGGACGGGUUGCCGUGCAGCGCCUCCACCACGCCCCAUGGAAAGGGCUCGCCCCCACAGGACUGCAUAGCUGGGGGCAGGCUGCAUGGGUCGAUGCAGAACGUAUCCACGGGACGCUCACGCACACCGACCAGCCCCCUGGACGAGCUGACCAACCUGUUCACCGCUGGCCGGAACAUGAUGAAGAAGAACACCGGCGGGAGAAAGUCCAAGGAGCCCGGGGAGACCGAAUCCAAGAGUAAGUCUCACAGCGUGUCAAAACGUGAUGGCAAGGAGCGGCACAGUCACAAGGAGUCCAAACGGGAGAGUAAGGAUCGUAGCAAAGAGUAUUCUUCUCACCUACGCAACACCAAGGACAGGAGCUGUAGCAGCGUGGAGCUGCUGCCCAGGCGAUAUAGCAAAGACCGGGGUUGUAACAGUGUGGAGCCCUUGCCUAUGAAAGGGACCAGCAGAGACCGGGGUUGUAACAGUGUGGAGCCCUUGCCUAUGAAAGGGACCAGCAGAGACCGGGGUUGUAACAGUGUGGAGCCCUUGCCUAUGAAACGGGACAGCAGAGACCGGGGUUGUAACAGUGUGGAGCCCUUGCCUAUGAAAGGGACCAGCAGAGACCGGGGUUGUAACAGUGUGGAGCCCUUGCCUAUGAAAAUGGACAGUAAAGGCAGGGGUUGUAAAAGUGUGGAACUCCCGCCUGUCAGACGGGACAGUAAAGACAGAAGUGUCCACGGCAUGGAGCCGUUACUACAACUGAACAGGAAAGACUCUCCCCGGAAUGGUGUGGAGUCCAGACACGACAGCAAAGACUCUCCCCGGAAUGGUGUGGAGUCCAGACACGACAGCAAAGACUCUCCCCGGAAUGGUGUGGAGUCCAGACACGACAGCAAAGACUCUCCCCAGAAUGGUGUGGAGUCCAGACACGACAGCAAAGACUCUCCCCGGAAUGGUGUGGAUUCCAGACACGACAGCAAAGACUCUCUCCGGAACGGUGUGGAGUCCAGACACGACAGCAAAGACUCUCCCCGGAAUGGUGUGGAUUCCAGACACGACAGCAAAGACUCUCCCCGGAAUGGUGUGGAGUCCAGACACAACAGCAAAGACUCUCCCCGGAAUGGUGUGGAGUCCAGACACGACAGCAAACACUCUCCCUGGAAUGGUGUGGAGUCCAGACACGACAGCAAAGACUCUCCCCGGAAUGGUGUGGAGUCCAGACACGACAGCAAACACUCUCCCUGGAAUGGUGUGGAGUCCAGACACGACAGCAAAGAAAGGCUCAGCCACCAGAACCCACCGGAACUUCUACCCAGGCAAGAUAGCAAAGACCAAAACAGGAACGGAAUUGAUUCGAGACAUGACUGCAAAGUACGAAUGAAUCAGCCACCAGAGCUCCUACCAAGACAAGAUAGCAAAGACCGAACCAGGAAUGGAACGGAUUCGAGACAUGAAAGCAAAGAACAAAUGAACCAGCCACCAGAGCUUCUACCCAGGGAAGAUAGCAAAGACCAAGUCAGGAACGGAAUGGAUUCGAGACACGACAGCAAAGAACGAAUGGACCAGCCACCAGAGCUCCUACCCAGACAAAAAAGCAAAGAUUCACCCAGAAAUGGCAUUGAGUGCAGACGUAAUAGCAAAGACAGAGACAGGGAAAGCUACAGCCUAGAGUCUAGACAUGAGGGCAAAGAACAAAGUUACAAUGGAAUGGAGCCCUUCCCCUUACCCCGACAGGAAAUCAAAGAGUCAGACAGAAACGGCCUUGAAGCCAGGCGUGACAGCAAGGACAGAAGCUGCAAUGGCUCAGAGCUGCCCCCCCGGCGCGAUAGCUACGGCAAGAGUGCCAAUGUGGUAGAUCUUAGGUGCGUCAAUAAAGACCAGGUUGGCCAUAGCUCAGAGGUUUUGCCCAGGCGUGAUGUCAGAGAUAGGGGGACCUAUAGCGUUGAGCAAUCAAAAGCACAAGCGAGGAACGGUGUAUCAGGGCAACAACAAUCAUCGACUGCCACACCAACUCGGCAUGGGAGACCUGCUGGCAGUCCGCCAAUGGUGUUUGGAAGUGGCAAUACAGAGCUGAAACCAGCACUUACGAAGUAUGGCCACUCCUCCUCUGCCCCAGUUACACCCUCUCCCUUAGGGACCCCACAGAGGCAAGCAUCAGAGGCACAGAUGCCGUGGAAGUGUGGGGACAGCACCAUGCUGGAGCAGAUCGAGAGGAAACGCUCCCUGUGCAUGGAGAUCCGCUCCAGGCCGCAGCCAGACAGGAACACCCCGGACAGGAACCUCUGUAAGCAGGACAGCAUGCCUACCCUCCCCAUCUGGGGGAAGAGCAACGGGGACAAAAAGAUCCGGCCACCCCCCUACCCAACACAAACCACUGUGUUCUGGGACACAGCCAUCUGACAAUAACCCGCUUGGCCUCACGCCCAUCCUCCUUCUGAACUCUGUGCCUUCUGAUUGGCCCUCUCCACAUCAGAGGUGUCAGGGGCAGCCAA
This is a messenger RNA of Oncorhynchus nerka (sockeye salmon), 4127 nucleotides long. RefSeq names its product serine/arginine repetitive matrix protein 2-like. The transcript is spliced from 7 exons. The record is from RefSeq and is a predicted model, not a curated record. Lineage: Eukaryota; Metazoa; Chordata; Actinopteri; Salmoniformes; Salmonidae. Gene Ontology annotation, biological process: neuron projection morphogenesis; phosphatidylinositol 3-kinase/protein kinase B signal transduction. Bases 82 to 4035 code for a protein of 1317 amino acids.